This is a messenger RNA of Durio zibethinus, 1250 nucleotides long. RefSeq names its product GDSL esterase/lipase At5g03980-like. The record is from RefSeq and is a predicted model, not a curated record. Lineage: Eukaryota; Viridiplantae; Streptophyta; Magnoliopsida; Malvales; Malvaceae. Gene Ontology annotation, molecular function: hydrolase activity, acting on ester bonds.
AUGAGGCUGUUCCUUCCAGCUUAUUCGUUUCUCUUUUCAGAAAUUGGAAUGGCUACCUCGCUUCCUUCCCAACUUCCCGUCCUCAUUACCUUCCUCUUUCUUCUUCUUCUUUCACCUUCAUGCUUUGCCGGUAUUCUCCGGACUUGCCAGUUUGAUGCCAUCUAUCAGCUCGGGGAUUCCAUUUCGGACACUGGAAAUUUGAUCCGAGAGGACCCUUUAUCUCCGUUUGCUAGACCUCCCUACAGUGAAACCUUCUUCGGGAAUGCAACAGGGAGAUGCUCCAAUGGCUUACUAAUGAUCGAUUAUCUAGCUCUAUCUUCUGGAAUCCGCUUCCUUGAGCCCUACCUAAACACGGAUGCACUAUUUACUCGUGGUCGUGGGGUGAAUUUCGCGGUUGCUGGCUCUACUGCUUUGCCUGUGGAAAUUCUAGCUGAGAAUAAAGUUCUAGCUCCUGUUACUAACACUUCUCUUAGUAGGCAGCUUGACUGGAUGUUUACCUAUUUCAAUGGUAUAUGCCACGAUGAUGAAGAUUGUUUCAAGAAACUUAAAACAGCUCUUUUCAUGGUUGGGGAGAUCGGAGGGAAUGAUUAUAAUUAUGCCUUGUUUCAAGGCAAAUCUUUCGGGGAAGUUAGAUCCAUGACACCUAUGGUUAUUCAAGCCAUAAAAGAUGCUGUGACAAGAGUCGUUGGUUAUGGCGCUACACGAGUGGUUGUCCCCGGAAAUUUUCCUGUAGGUUGUUUGCCAAUCUACCUCACAGGAUUCCAAUCCAAUGAUUCCAAUGCUUAUGACAAAUAUCAUUGUCUCAAGGGCUUGAACAAUCUGGCAAUCCAUCAUAAUAACCUUCUCAAACAAGCCAUUGAAGAGUUGAGAAAAGAACUCAAUGUGAUCAUUGUUUAUGGUGACUACUACAAUGCUUACCUGAAGCUUUUGAGCAGAGUUAAAUUACUUGGUUUUGACACCAAAUCAACACAAAAAGCAUGCUGUGGGAUUGGAGGUGAUUACAACUUCAAACUUGACACAAUGUGUGGAGCCCCUGGUGUGCAAGUAUGUCCAAAUCCUGAUCAAUAUAUAAGCUGGGAUGGAGUUAAUUUGACACAGAGAGCUUACAAGUUUAUGACAGGAUGGCUCAUUCGUCACAUCUAUUCGAAACUUCAAUGUGGAGCUUGAGUUAGCUUCUUUUGUUUUAGUAUUAGUUAAUAUGUAUGGUACAUAUUCAACCCAAUUUCCAAAUUUCUCAAGUGAGCUAAGAU